AUGCUCCAUUAUGAUAAAGCAGCAGAUUCACUAGAAAUAUUGCAACAGGUCAAUAGGUGUUACCCAGCUGCAGCUAUGAAGGCAUACCUUUUAGGAUACCUUAUUCAAAGAAAAAAGCGAAAAGCAGGAAGUACUAUUGACAAACUUUGGAGUCAAUUUGAGGCAACGAAUACUGUGGCCAAAAUUCAGAAAGCAGGACUCAUUGAGAAUAUAAAGCAAAAUCAGGCAUACUCUAGAGCAUUGAUGUCUUUUAACAGAAGAGAAAACUGUAACGCCAGACACUUUUAA
Messenger RNA from Funneliformis geosporum, 288 nucleotides. NCBI's taxonomy places the organism in Eukaryota, Fungi, Glomeromycota, Glomeromycetes, Glomerales, Glomeraceae. The record is from the annotation of a GenBank genome assembly.